AUGAACGUUCGUCGCCGUUCGUUCGCCAGUUCACAUCAACAUAAUGUGAACAUUACGCAUUCGUUUGCAAAAGUCGCUACUGAAGUAAAAGCGAAUCGCGAUCGAUCCCAGUCGAAACAGUACGAGAGACGGUUAUCACAGUUACGUGAAGAGGAUUCGGACUACGACAGCGAUAACGACGAGUCCUACUCAGACUACGGCUCCGUGAAGAGUCAUCUUGACGAUGAUGCAAAAGAGAACAAGCCUCCAACGCCAAAUUCACCAGUGAUUAUGAGGACUUCCAGCAAGAAGCGGAGUCCUGAGUACAAUGGGCCAUUGCCGGGCCUUCUGCCUAACCACAAAGGGUCCGUGUUACUGUUUCUCGAUCGGGUAUACGGUAUCGACUCGCAGGACAUGCUUUUCCAUUUCCUUGAACAGAGCUUCUUACCGGAUCUCCGUGCAGCAACAAUGAUGGAUUCGCCUCGUGCUCUGGAGUCGGAUACGGCAUUGGCACUGAAUCGUUACCUUUGUAACGCUGUUCUCCCACUGCUCACCAAUCACUCACAUUUCUUCGCCGAUGCAGAGCAUCAUGCCGCUCUCCUUGAUGCUACACUCCAUACGGUAUAUCGAAUGAAUCGAUUAAAAUCAUUGACAAAGAAUCAACGCGACGCUGUGUCCGAUUUCUUAGUGGCGAUUACUCGGGAACUACCACCGGGAAUGAUGAUCAAACUGUUACGGAAGGUCAUUGUCGAUAUACAACAAAUGAGCGAUAUGAAUGUGCUGGUCCCACUGAGGCUGAUGACAUUGCACUAUGAACGUUGCGGCAAAUACUACGGUAGUGGCAAUCAGUACGGUGUAGCGACCGAGGUGGAAAAGCGCCUGUCGAUGUUGUUGUUCUAUGCGAUCUUCGACUCUCUUGGAAGCCGACCAUAUGAUCCAGAUUUGUUUGGAAAGGCUUUGCCCUGCCUGACGGCGAUCGGGUCAGCCAUAUCUCCAGAUUACACUCUCACAACUGGCGGUGAUGAUACCGCAAAGUUAAAGGAGCUCAUGGAGGAUGGUGCUUGGGUACCGAAGACCGUCGACGUUUCUCGAAUCGAUCUACCUAGGGAUUUGCAAUCAAUGACUGAGGCAUUUGCUGAGCAUUUCCAUGAUUCAUGGGCUAGCCGGAAGUUGGAGAAAGGAUGGGUUCAUGGUGAUCUGUACUCACGUCAAAAUCUCACACAUCCUCGAUUAAAGCCAUACAGCCUUCUGAAAGAAUUUGAAAGAUCUUUCUACAAAGACCGAUGUGCUGAGUGUUUGAAAGCGCUUUUGGCUUGGAAUUACAAUUUCGAAUUGGCUGAUCGUGAUGCUGCCGAUCGAGCAGCCAGUGCUCGUACGCCGUCCGGCUCCACGGUUCAGAACUUCGCACCUAAACCAGUGGAUUUGUCAAGUAUGACGCUCGAAAAGGAUAUGGUGGCAGCCGCUGAGAAAAUGGCAGAGCACUCACAUCUUAUUUGGGCUAAAAAGGUAUGGAACGAUCUCAAUACAAAGGGCGGGUUUCUGCCCACCUCGUUGGUACCGUGGGAUUUGUUGACAGAUUUCGAGAGACGUAAAGAUCGGUUCCGUGCCACUGAGAUUUUGAAAUUUGUGCAAUACCACGGCUAUCACAUCGAGAGUCCACCUGAGCAGAGUUCAGACAGAACGAAGAAUGAAGGCGAGAGAUCAUCGGUGGAAAAGAGGUUUGCAUAUAAUCUUCUCGAGAAACUCAUACAAUACUUGGAGCAAGCAAGUCUCAAGAUGAAAUCAGUGAAACCGAGUCAAGAGCUUACCAGAAGAAAUACGUUCAGAAAAGAAGGGCAGGAUGUGAAGUUCUUUGAGAAGGUCGUGCUUCCACUGAUGCAUGCCUACUUCAACGCUCACAAAAAUUACUUCCUAGAAGGCUCAACCAUAGUUUCUACGGGCACGGCUAGUAACAGAGAAAAGGAAAUGGUCGCUAAUCUCUUCUGCCGUCUUGCUGCGUUGCUUCGAAUCAAAAAUCGUGCAUUUGGAAGCGUGGCGAAAAUCACAGUGAAGUGUCUUCAAGGAUUGACUCAGGCAUUGGAUUUGAGGACGUUGGUGAAGACGAAUUCCGAUAUCAUUCGUACGUCGCUAUUGACGUUCUUCAACAAUUGUGCUGACGAUCUUUUUGCAGCUGUGAAAGAGCUGAAGACGAAUUCCGAUAUCAUUCGUACGUCGCUAUUGACGUUCUUCAACAAUUGUGCUGACGAUCUUUUUGCAGCUGUGAAAGAGCUGAAGGACAACGGUCAAUAUUCCCUCAUCCGUGGCCAGAAUCUGAGAUCAUGGAUCUCUUUAGAAUUCGCGCAUCAGAUGAUCAUACCAGUUCUAACCACGAUGUUCACUCAUCUGGCCAGGAAUCACUUUGGAACUGAUGUUCUUCUGGACGAUAUUCAAGCAGCUGGUUACAAAAUCCUCGACUCUCUCUACAUGGUCACUGGGCUCGCCUCGACGGCUGCUCAAAGGAAAUCUAUUGGAUACGAAACAGAUAAGCAUCGACCUGGCCUUGGUCAGUGCUUGUCGGCAUUCGCAUCGUGUUUCCCGGUAGCUUUCCUCGAGCCUGAAUACAAUAAAAAUAACAAAUACUCUGUUUUGGCAAAGACUCAAGACCAGUCGGUUCAAGUGCAAGAAAUGUUGCAAAACCUUUCCACUCACAUUCCCCACAUCGAAAAACUACUCACUGCUAUUGAACAGGUGUCCAACAACGGAAUAACCUACGAGGAACAGCCGAAUGUGUACGAUGUGGAUCUACCAUUGAUGUGUUCAUACUUGGCACUUCCUAUGACAUCGGUCAGUGCCGAUCACAUCAAUCGCAUCUUCUGCGCUCUUCUACGCAUGAUAAGGAAUCACGUUGGUGUAGAAAAUGCCCCGUGGCUGUGCCGCACCACCUUCUUUGCCGUUCAAAUCAUUCAAAACGUCACCUGUGAUCCAGUGAAGGACUACAUAUUACCCAUUGCUGAACGACUCAGAAGAAUGAGUGAAAAGGCUUUCAGAGAAGAGGAGCACAUGCGAACGCAUCCUGACGAUGCGGACGAGGGAACAGUCGCCGAGGACAAUGCUCGUCUGGUGCGCGACACCUACGCAUACUUCCCAAUACUCAUGAAGUACACCGAUUUGCACCGUGCACAGUGGUUGAAGGCUCCAUCAUGGGAGACCGAUGGCGUUUAUGAAAAUAUCGCAGUUAUCUUCCGCAUAUGGAGUCAAAGUCAACAUUUCAAGCGUGAAGAACUGAACUAUAUGGCCCAGUUUGAAGAGGACGCAGCAAUGGUCGGUGGUGGUGAAAUGAAAACCGGCAAAGCGGCCAUUGCCGAGCGAAAAAAGAAAAGGAGAGAAGGGCAGGUGAAGAAAGACAAGCACGCAAACAGCAUAGUCAUCGCAUGCGUGAAAAGGCUACUACCGGUUGGACUGAACGUCUUUGGUGGACGAGAGCUGGAUAUCGUGCAGCAGUCCAAGGAGCGAUUCCUACAGAAAGAACCAGAGGAUAAAAUACGAGAAUUCAUCAAAGGACUACUUGAAAUUCCAAUUAAGGUUGAUCAACAAGUUUGCAACACAAACAAACCAAAAGCAAAAACAUGGCUGGGGCAAGUAACGCUGAGAUGGCGGACACUUGCCGAGGGUGUAUUGAAGGAGAUCAGUAGUCCUGUCGAAUAUUUAUAUUAA
This is a messenger RNA of Haemonchus placei, 3672 nucleotides long. Lineage: Eukaryota; Metazoa; Nematoda; Chromadorea; Rhabditida; Trichostrongylidae. The record is from the annotation of a GenBank genome assembly.